This is a messenger RNA of Fraxinus pennsylvanica, 4218 nucleotides long. The record is from the annotation of a GenBank genome assembly. NCBI's taxonomy places the organism in Eukaryota, Viridiplantae, Streptophyta, Magnoliopsida, Lamiales, Oleaceae.
AUGGAGGCGUUAAUCGUGGAGGCCAUUGUCCGUCCCUUUGCUGAUAAGAUCAUUGAAGAAUUGAGGACUAAAAUUUCCCGCCAAUUUAAGUACCUGUAUCGCUACGAUAAGAUCAUUGAAGAAUUGAGGACUAAAGUGCGAGAUCUCGAAAAGCAGAGAAAUGACGUGGAAGAAGCAAAAAAAUAUGCGUUAGUUAUUAUACCAGAGGUGGAGGUGGAUGUAUGGCCGAAAAAUGUUGAUGAUUUAAAGAAAAAGGUUGAUGAAGUUUUGCACAGAACAACAAAUUCUGAAAUUCGAUGCCAAUGCCUUGGGUGUCCAAAUAUCUUCACCCGUUACUCGCUGAGCAAGGAUGCCACAAAGAUGAUUACUGAAAUUGAUGAGCUCGUAAAAGUUAAAUUUGAAAUGGUGGGCAAGCGUGCACACCAUGGCUCUGAGGAUUUGAAGACAAGGGUAUCAACUAAGAAGAAAAUCAUAAGAGCUCUGGAGGACACUGAUAACAGCAUAGUUGGGAUAUGUGGCCUGCCUGGGGUAGGUAAGACGACAAUGGCAAAGGAAGUAGAGACUCAAGUACGCAAAGAUAAAUUAUUUGAUGAGGUUGCAUGGGUAACUGUUUCUAAGGAUACAGAGAUAAAAAUUAUUCAGGAAAAACUUGCUGAAGCGCUCGGUUUGAAAAUUGAACAAAAGACAAAUGAAGUUGAAAGAGCUUCACGACUUAAUGAAGAACUUUUCAAAAAAAGGAAAAAGAGAAUUCUAGUAAUAUUCGAUGAUGUAUGGACAGGCAUUGAUUUGGAAAAUUUAGGAUUUUCUUCAUCAAGUCAUCGUGAGGGGUUGAAAAUUCUAUUGACAUCACGCUUUGAAGAAGUCUGCAGAGGGAUGGGAGCUCUGACGAACAUUAAAGUUGAAGUUUUGGAUAGCGAUGAAGCUUUUGCAUUUUUUAAAAACAUUUCAAAGAUUUCUAAUGAUGAUACUCAACUGUUGGCCAUAGCAAAACAAGUUGCAGAAGAGUGUAAAGGUUUACCUCUUGCACUUGAGGUUGUUGGCAAAACACUAAUAAACAGUGGACUAUAUGCAUGGAAGGAUGCACUUUAUCAACUACGGAAUUCUCGACUUGAAGAUAAGGUAUACUCAAGUAUAGAGUGGAGCUACAAAUAUUUGAAAAGUGAUGAACACAGGUCCUUGCUUUUGCUAUGCUCUCUUUUCCCUGAAGAUGAUAGCAUUCCAAUUGAAAGAUUGGUUAGAUAUGCAUGGGGGCUAAAACUGUUUAAAAGUACUAAGAAAUUAUCUCAGACCAGAGAUCGGGCACGUACAAUCUCUGAUAAUCUAAAAAGUUGUCAUUUGUUACUACCAGGUGAUGAGGAGGAGGAGGUCAUAUUGCAUGAUGUUAUCAGAGAUUUUUGCUUAUCGAUUGCAUCUAAAGGUGAACAUUGGUAUACGGUGAAACAUGAUUUAGUGACAGAGUGGCCAGAACAUGAUGCCGAUGAAUAUGAAUCCUACAGUGCCAUCUUUCUAACAUUUCAAGGGGCGAUUAGGCUGCCCAGCAGGUUUCGGUGUGGGAACCUCAAGUUAUUACGGAUGCAAUCUCUUUGGGGAGCAGGAGUAGUUAACAUACCCGAAAAUUUUUUUGACGAUAUGCAGGAACUUAUAGUUAUUGAUAUCGAUGGACUUCUAAUUCGAUCACCAAUCCAACUGUCAAAGGGUCUUCGAACUUUGCACUUGGACUACUGUGUUUUAGGGAUUGGAAUGUCAUUCUUUGGAAGUCUAAAGAAUUUGGAAAUUCUCACAUUGUUGGGUUCUGUUCUCUCUGUUGAUUUUUCCCGUGACGAAGUGGUAGAACAUAGCAACAUAAAGUUACUGGAUUUGAGGUUUUCAAAAGGUCCAUGUCCACUUCCCCCUGGUUUUUUGUUGGGUAUGAAGAAACUAGAAGAGUUGUACUUGGGAGAUUACUUCAACAUAAAUGGAGAAAAAGAGCACAUUAUCCAAGAGGUAAGUUCAUUGAAGGCUCUCAACAAUCUUCAGAUUAACACAGAUGAUACUCGGUUUCUGAUGCAAUUAUUUCAAGGGUGCUCCGAGGAGGUGGAAAAUUUUCAAAUCAACCAAGAUCGCCAAUUUCUUCGUGAAUAUUCCGUAGGUAAUUUCCUAUAUUCUCCUGAACAUUCCCGAAGGGACUUGGCUCUCGACAAUAUUGACCCAAACAUGCUUUCGGAACCUGGAAUGAAGUCAUUAAUGAGAAAAAGUGAACAACUUUCUCUGUCGGUGAAAGGCUGGAAUAAUCCUGUCAUUGAGUUAGCUGAAGAUGGUUUCAUUAACUUGAAGAGUCUGAAGCUAAACCUUUUGGAUUCCGAGUAUCUUAUUGAUAAUGCAGGAUCCAUUCCAAGUGACAUCUUCCGCAAUUUGGAAUCUCUGAGUUUGACCCGAAUGAGCAGGCUGAAAGAGAUGUGCAAUGCAAAUUUUCCAAGGAUGGAACAUGUGACGAGGGGUGUCUCGGAAGGACUGUUCUGUAACCUCAAGAAUUUUAACGCAAGAGAUUGUGAUAAAAUGAAAAGAAUGUUUUCUCAGUCUGUUGCAAAAGGCAUGGUUAAUCUCGAAGAACUAACCAUACGUUUAUGUCCGUCGUUAGAAGUUGUUUCAGUGGAGACACACGAAAGUGAAAUUACCGAACCGCUUUCGUUCCCAAAGCUGAAAGUAGUCAGGCUUGAAGAUUUGAAGAGUUUUGUAAGCUUCAGAUCUCAACCAAAUGCAGUUGGUCUUCGUCAAACAUUGCUCAACCAGGUUACACUGCCCAAGGUGAAAGAGUUGUAUAUUCGCAGGUUGGGUAGCAUAGAAAAGAUACUAAGCAUGGAGGAAACGCCAUCCGGAUCUCUAAAUAGAUUACAGUUCAUGGUAGUGGACAAUUGUGAUAAGCUGGUCAACAUUGCACAAUCCAAUUCUAUUAAACUAUUGAAAAAUCUUGAAACUCUUCAAGUAAAGGGCGGUAGGGCACUAAAUGUAAUAUUUGACUUUGAGGGUCUAAACGUUAACAACGACAAUGAAGAAGAAAUUAGUAUACUUGGUCAACUAGGAGGAUUGGAAUUGUAUAGAGGAGAUUGCUUGGUGCACAUUACGAGGAUGGUUCCUAAAGGAAUCCGUGUCUUCCAGAAUCUGCAACAGCUUGAAGUUAAAAAUUGUGGCAGGUUGAGGUACUUAUUCCCGUCUUCUAUGAUUAACUCGUUUGUGUGUUUAGAAACUCUAGCCGUCUGUUGUGGCGAAAUUGAAGAAAUCUUUGGAAGAGAAGAAGGAGAAGGAGAAGGAGGAAUGGCUAGCAAUAUUGCGUUCCGUAAAUUGAGGAGAUUAGUACUAACGGAUUUGAAGAGUUUUGUAAUCUUCAGAUCUCAACCAAAUGCAGUUGGUCUUCGUCAAACAUUGCUCAACCAGGUUACACUGCCCAACGUGAGCGAGUUGUAUAUUCGCAGGUUGGGUAGCAUAGAAAAGAUACUAAGCAUGGAGGAAACGCCAUCCGGAUCUCUAAAUAGAUUACGGUUCAUGUUAGUGGACAAUUGUGAUAAGCUGGUCAACAUUGCACAAUCCAAUUCUAUUAAACUAUUGAAAAAUCUUCUAAUUCUUAAAGUAAUGGGUGGUAGGGCACUAAAUGUAAUAUUUGACUUUGAGGGUCUAAACGUUAACAACGACAAUGAAGAAGAAAUUAGUAUACUUGGUCAACUAGGAGGAUUGGAAUUGUAUAGAGGAGAUUGCUUGGUGCACAUUACGAGGAUGGUUCCUAAAGGAAUACGUGUCUUCCAGAAUCUGAAACUGCUUACAGUUGUAACUUGUGACAAGUUGAGGUACUUAUUCCCGGCUUCUAUGAUUAGCUCGUUUGUAUGUUUAAAAACUCUAUCCGUCCGUUCUUGUGGCGAAAUUGAAGAAAUCUUUGGAAGAGAAGAAGAAGAAGAAGGAGGAAUGGCUAGCAAAAUUGUGUUCCCCGAAUUGAAGAGUAUAGAACUAAUCGGUCUUCCAAGAUUCAAAAUGUUUUGCUCUCAUACCUAUGAACUUGUGUUCCCUUCACUUGAUCUAUUGAAAAUUCAAGAUUGCCCUGUGAUGACAAAAUUUUGUUCGGGACAGCUAAAUGCGCCAAAGCUUAAGGGAGUACAGACAGAAAACGACGAAGUAUUGACAUUUCCAAUUUCCCUAGAUUGUAAUGCAGGUUCCGUCCACAAUUCACCUUCAAGUAGCGAUUGUGAAUAA